AACUUCACCCUUGGUGCAUUUGUCUGCAAUUUUUCUCCCAAAAUUUGUGUCACUCUCCAUCGACGGAGGAGAACACUCCAAUUUUCUCUCACAGCAAUUUGUUCUUUUCCUGCUCAGUGUUCGGCGAGUUCUCACAAUCUUCGGUUAUCUCCAUCAACGGUUAUAGCGUCCAGAAACCAGAUCUGAUUGCAAAUAGACCCAUCGUUUGCUUUGGGGGGUUGAACGUAACAACCUCGAUUUGGGGUUUGAACUGCUUUAAGGGAACUGGGGUCUCUAAAUUUAAUAAAUUUUUCGAAUGACGAGUGGUGUGGCUUCAAUUGUGGAGAUUUGAGUAAUUAGGUCGCUGCUAUAGUGGAGAAAGUUUAAGAACUGGGUUUUGAUUCUGUUGAGGAAAUUUCGGAGAGGAUUAGGUGUUUUUGAGUGUUUGUUGGGUCGGAGUCAUGUUCUAUGGUGCGGUGGUAUGGGACCCUUGGCUUAUUGUUGCUCAAAUUGUUUGUCUUCAAUGUUUGUAUUAUAUCACCCUGGGAUUGUUCUUGUCGAUACUUGUUGGAACUCGUGUAUCUCGGAUGAGCCUCGUGUAUUUCUUUGACUAUGUUGCCGUCACUACCUCUACCGUCACUGGAUUGUGUGUUAUUGCUUCAUUUCUGCUCAGUUCAGUUGCAGGGGCGGUGUAUAUGCUUUAUGUGAUUGAAAGAGCAAAGAAGUGCUUGGAUUUUUCAGCCACACUCUACAUCAUCCAUCUUUUUAUAUGCAUUGUUUAUGGGGGUUGGCCCUCCUCUAUAACAUGGUGGAUUGUGAAUGGUUCUGGAAUUGCAGUGAUGGCUUUGCUAGGUGAAUAUCUUUGCAUCAGGCGAGAGCUCCGGGAGAUACCAAUAACACGAUAUCGUUCAAAUGUUUGAUUGACUGAAGUAAUCCUGAAUUCAAGAAGGAAGUGCUGCAGGAUGGUAACAACUUGAGUUUUUAUAUAUUGGAUUACCUCCAAGACAAAGCCCGUGGAGUGAAUAGUUCUAUUUGGGCAUUGAAAGACCUACUUUUCCUUUCCAUUCUUUAGUUUCAAUAGAGUGAAAGAUAGAUAACCAGAUGAGACUAGGUACAUAAUUUUUCAGGAAAUUCUGAAAGUUUAAUGUAAUUUGUUCUCAUUCUAUUUCGAUUUUCCCUCUUUUUUAGUGUUGGUUAAGAUGAUGCGUUUAGUUGAUAGAGUUUUUAUUCUUUUCACCCUUUUUGUGAGCACUCGGAUCUUUUUAUAUUCUUGAAAUUAUAUGUUAGUUCUGCCCCAUCCCAUUACUUUUACCAUUACUUUUAAUGGGGUUAUUAUAUCAGAUAGCAGAAUGAGCCUCUUAGCCAGAUUUGUUUUUAACUUCUUUAUUGAUUGAUAAAUAUGCACGCCACGAUUUGUGGUUGAUGAUGUUCU
Messenger RNA from Abrus precatorius (Indian licorice), 1411 nucleotides. RefSeq names its product protein SYS1 homolog. The coding region runs from base 441 to 899 and encodes 152 amino acids. The transcript is spliced from 4 exons. The record is from RefSeq and is a predicted model, not a curated record. Lineage: Eukaryota; Viridiplantae; Streptophyta; Magnoliopsida; Fabales; Fabaceae. Gene Ontology annotation, biological process: Golgi to plasma membrane protein transport; protein localization to Golgi apparatus; Golgi to endosome transport. Gene Ontology annotation, cellular component: Golgi membrane; trans-Golgi network.